UGACUUCAUAAAAUUCUAACUCUAAAUUCUUGAUGAUUCCUACCAGUCAGUGGUAAGGCUGCAUCGGUCUUUCGCUCUGCUCAACAAAGGGCAAACUGCCUGCGUGUCAACACGGACUGCAGGGUGAAACUUUUCCACGACCGUCCUCCGGUUUGCUUGUUGUCCAGAAAAGCUGAAAAGACUCACGCAGCCCAGCCAGGAGACGCCAAAUUGUCGUGGAAAUUACCCAACACUCGCAGACUCAUCCUCUGAAGAGAUGGCCUCCAAUUCGUCCAUUAUCCCACUGCUUCUUCCAGAAGAUGAGCUAUUGUGCCCUAUCUGCCAGAUGCUCCUGAAGAAUCCUGUGACUAUACCAUGUGGGCACAACUUUUGCAUGACCUGCAUCAGCAAACACUGGAAAUUAGCCUUUGCAUCCAUUUUCUGCCCCUACUGCCGCAGAGAGUUCCCCUCAAAGCCAGUGCCAAUGACCAACACUGUUCUCUGUGCAAUCAUGGAGUAUGUUGGGAAGGUGUUUCCAACGUCUGAGAUUGUCUUGGUUCCAGAUGAAAAACCUAUCUGUAACAUCUGUGAGGAAGGAAGGGAGCUAUCAGCAGUCAAGACCUGUGUGACAUGCCUGGCUAGCUUUUGCAGUGUGCACGCCACAUCCCAUAUGAAUAGCCAAGUGCUAGCCAAACACUGCCUGUGCACACCGGUUUCAGACAUCAAGGAUCUGCUGUGUAAGAAGCACAGCAAAGGGCUUGAAGUGUUCUGCAUGAACCAUGGGGCUGCCAUCUGUUGGCAGUGUACAGCAAAGCACCCCAAGUGCAACAUGCGCUCAGUGGAAGAAAUGAGGACAGACUGGAAGGCUGCAAUCGAGCCAGUGGCAACAGAAGCUCAGGACAGAAAGAAGGCCACUAGUGAACUCUUGGAAGCUCUGAAUACUAUGUCAGAGGGUAUAAAGAAUGCUGCAGUAAAGAUGACUGAAGAUAUGCAGCUCUGCUUUGAAGCACUGAUGAACACCAUUAACCAUGCCCAGAACAGAGCCAUAUCCUUUAUAGAAGCCGAGAAGAUGGAGGCUCUCCAAAAAACAGAAAAGCAGAAGGAACGGUUGGAUGAUCAUUUGCUUUCCAUAUCACUGCUCAUGGAUAAGAUUGAUGAGUGCAUAAACAAUGAUUCGUACUUCAACUUUCUUCUGCCUCUACCACUACUGCCUGCAGAGGUUGGUCAACUGCAGGAUGUUCAACUGGAUGGUCAAGCUGUGGAGAGGAUGAUAUUAGAUAUUCAACAACUUAACAGUAGUCUGGAAUCUCAGCUCAACACCAUGCUGCAGAGAAGAGAGGAAAUAUGAGAGAAAGAUUCCAGCGGAGUGACCUUUGAUCCAGUCACUGCUAGUGCAUCUGUGAUUCUCUCUGAGGAUGACCUGGCUGUCACAGUGAAACAUAGUGGGUUACUUACCUGGAAAGACUACCAAGUCAACAAGGAGAUAGGCUUCAGGGUUCUGUGCUCUCAAGAGUUUAGCAGUGGGCAGCACUACUGGGAGGUUCAGACACCGGAGGACGAAGACAGCACCUGGGCCAUGGGUGUGAUGUACAAAAAUAGUCACAACCAUUACCAGAGCUUGGGCCAAGACAGCAGCUCCUGGUGUGUCAGGUGGCAGAACAAAGCGGAAGACAAGGAUAAUGACAAGAUGGCUAACAAUAUGGAAGGAACAAAAGAUGGUGAAGUAAUAUUACCAAACUCACUGGCUAAGGAAGGUGCCAUAAAACUCAAGGUGCCCAAUCUGGAAUCAAAGAAAAAUAAAUUGGAAGCAUACCUGAAAGAUGAUAAGAGCCAUGAAGGUCUUCCACAGGACAAGAACAAAAGAGAAAGAAACCAAGCUCUGAUGGAAGAUGUAGCAGAAGGAGAAGAAAAAGUGUCUGAUUUAACAGAGGAGAACAAAUGCACUUUAACAACUAUGCAGGAGGACAAAAAUAUCCCAAAACAGUCAGGCACUGGAUUCUUUGCCUCCCAUCAGCAGGAGAGGAACCUGAUCUCCCAGAAGCCCCCUAGGAAGAUUGGUGUGUUGUUGGACUUUGACAGAGGGUGGUUGUCGUUUUUCUUGGUGUCUAACUCUAAAGUCAAGCUCUGCUACAGGUUUCAGGCCCUGUUUUCUGCUCCUCUCUGCCCCACCAUAUGGCUAAGAGAUCCAGAGAGCACAAUGAUUAUUAGCAAAUGACUCAAAACAACACUGCAGUAGUGCCAGCUGCAAGGAAUGUAUAUUUCUAAUGUGUUGUUGUUUCUAUAGUAACAAUUUACUCAAUCAC
Ictalurus furcatus (blue catfish) is the source of this 2282-nucleotide messenger RNA. RefSeq names its product E3 ubiquitin/ISG15 ligase TRIM25-like. The coding region runs from base 257 to 1327 and encodes 356 amino acids. Lineage: Eukaryota; Metazoa; Chordata; Actinopteri; Siluriformes; Ictaluridae. The transcript has 6 exons. The record is from RefSeq and is a predicted model, not a curated record.